Messenger RNA from Psylliodes chrysocephalus, 4471 nucleotides. Lineage: Eukaryota; Metazoa; Arthropoda; Insecta; Coleoptera; Chrysomelidae. The record is from the annotation of a GenBank genome assembly.
UUGACUGAAUGUGAACAUAGUUACUUUUUUGUUUCUGUUUGAAAUUAACAAACGUUUACUUUAUUUUGAGUUAAAACAUUUUUUUAAAACAGUUUUGAAUCAAAGAUCACAUAAGUGUAAGACAAAUAAGUAAGUCAAUAUAAGGACUAAGUGAAUAAAAAUUGUGUUAUACCUUUGAGAUUGAGUCAACAAACUCUAGGAUUAUAUAGGUGUGCCAUUUUUUGAAAUGUUGAAUAAGAAAAUAACAAAGAACAUUACUUAAUUAUUGUUAUGCGAAAAUUUCGUUGUACGGAGUGUUUCCAUGUGUCCAGGGAAGAAUAAACGCAUCAGAAUGUGGAUUAAAGUUGUGUAAAAGCGGUUGUUUGUAGCAGUAGCCUGCCAUAUGUACCCUGAGGCACACUCUGAUGCUGAUCCACCUACACCAAUAUCGCUGUCGUACCAGCAUUACCUCCCGUAUCCCCCAGUUCGCCGUAGGAUGCACAUAUCAGCGUUAUUUCCUGUACCGUCAGCCAUUGGGGUGAGCUGAUCAAGGCUCGUAAAGUCCAUGCGAAAAAGAUGGCUACAGAUAUGCGGUCGCCUAACGUUUCAGUCACACCGAUCAACAUGGAACCUUAUCCACCUCCAGGGGAGCCUCCGCAGCGUACACGAAGCGCUCCUCACCCCGCCGCUUUAAUUUCAAAUGGCACUGUAGACGGAUUAGACAGUUCUGAUGCAGAAGUUGCCCAGAUAGACUUCCAAUCGGUGAAUAUGCGAUCUAAGAAAAAAAGAGACGAUGUUCCACGACCCAUGAGCUGGGAAGGAGAGCUCUCUGACGGCGAAAGAGACGGUAUGUGCAUCGAUGAAGAGAAUUCAGUCCAAGUACCUGAAAACCUUUCACUUUCUCAAUCAAAAUCAUCUUCUAUAAACGAUUCAAAAGGAAGUCCUACACUCAGACUGAAGCAACCUCCUAUGGGUAAUUAUUCCUUGCACAGCACACCUAGCAAUUCACCUCUACUUAGUCAACGUCAUCCUGUAACAGGAGUGCCAAUUAUAAGUCACAAAGAUCUCAUGAUGCACAAAGGUUUGAAUGUUCCCCCGACUCCAAGCCCCGAUUCUGCCGUCCAUUCUGCUUACAGUGUUUUUAGUUCCCCAAAUCAGUCUCCACUUACCCAACGACACGUUACGCUUACCCCGAAUCUAAGUAGAAAUAAUAGCGACGCCUCCCAUUCGAGCUGUUGUAGCUACAGUAGUGUGUCGGUAUCGGUGUCGCCUACCCAGCAGUUUUCACCUACACAUAGUCCCAUACAGAGUCGGCAUCUACCUAAUAUUCACAAUAGUCCGUUACAUCAACAAAACUUACUCUACAGGAGCCUUCAAGAUGAAAAUCUGCAGUAUGCUACUGAAGACAAUUUGGAUGAAAAUGAAGAUAAAUCUGGAAUUCUACAUACAUCUUUACCCGCACAACCUGGAAUAUCCAGGCAGCAGUUGAUAAACAGCCCCUGUCCAAUUUGUGGCGAUAAAAUUUCUGGCUUUCAUUAUGGUAUCUUCAGUUGUGAAUCGUGUAAAGGUUUCUUUAAAAGGACGGUCCAAAACAGAAAAAACUACGUCUGUCUCAGAGGAGCUCAAUGUCCAGUAACAGUAGCUACAAGAAAAAAAUGUCCUGCCUGUAGAUUUGAUAAAUGUCUGCAAUGUGGAAUGAAAUUGGAAGCUAUUCGGGAAGAUAGAACCAGAGGAGGUCGGUCAACAUAUCAAUGCUCCUAUUCAUUACCUCCUUCCCUAACCAAUCACUCUGAUCUAAGAGCAAGUGCAACAGACUUAAGACACAUGGGCGACGGCCAUCCAGGCUUUACAGUCAAGCUAGAACCUUCAGAUAUGAUGCCUCAUUCGAGGAGAACCAUGUUCCCUGGAUCCAAGGGUGUCCCUCCGUUAUUGCAGGAAAUAAUGGAUGUGGAACACCUGUGGCACUACAAUGAAUCUGAACUGAACAAACUGAGUACCGAUGGCCAUCUUGGCAAAGAGGGCUCGAGCGGGGCGGUACACAAUUUGUCGACCCAUCCACUUCUAGCAGGCACGGCUCUGGCAGGAUCUGCAGACACGAAUCCUGAUUUCGUAGCGAAUUUGUGCAAUAUCGCUGAUCAUAGACUGUAUAAAAUUGUCAAGUGGUGCAAAAGUCUUCCCUUGUUUAAAAAUAUUUCAAUUGACGAUCAGAUAUGUUUACUAAUUAAUUCCUGGUGCGAGCUUCUUCUGUUUUCUUGUUGCUUCCGAUCGAUGGCUACUCCUGGAGAAAUUAGGAUAUCGCUGGGAAAGAGUAUAACUCUAGCGCAGGCUCGAGAGAUGGGCAUGCAAGCGUGUAUAGAAAGGAUGUUGAACUUUACAGAACAACUCAGAAGAUUGAGGGUAGACCAAUAUGAAUAUAUAGCUAUGAAAGUUAUUGUACUCUUAACUUCCGAUACAUCAGAACUGAAAGAAGCUGAAAAAGUGAGGUUAUCUCAAGAAAAAGCUCUUAAAGCUCUACAAGACUAUACUCUAUCACAUUAUCCGGAAAGUCCUUCUAAGUUUGGGGAAUUGCUUUUACGGAUUCCAGAAUUACAACGAACUUGUCAAGUAGGGAAAGAGAUGUUAACAAUAAAAUCAAAAGACGGAGAUGGACCGAGUUUUAACCUCCUAAUGGAGCUCCUUCGGGGGGACCACUGAAAAUGUGCCUUAAUAGCUUUGGUGGCGGGCUCUCAUAUACUACAGACAGUAUUUUUUGCUUAAUCACUAUUUAGCUUUAAGUGAAACCUUUCGUACUUAGUAAAACGUGCUGGACACACUAAAAAAAUGUCGGUAGAUGGAAUUUUUCACGUACCUCGUAAAUUGAGGUUAUUUAACCGAGCCAAUUUUUUUUUACAUUUUUUUUGUUAAUUAACGUUAAAAAUUUAAUAAUUUUUUACUCGAACAAUAUUUUGAAGAUAGAAAAUUUUCAUUCCUUACAGUUUGUUAUCACCAAUAAGCAAAAAAACUUGAAAUUUGACGAAUACAUAAUAAUAAGUUGAAUUUUUAAAAUUAUUAGACCUAGUUCCUUUCAUGUCAAGGGGUACGUGAAAAAUAUUCACAAAUAAACUUUUACAACCGAAUGUACAUAAUAUUUUUAAGUUUAUAUUUUGAUAUUUUUUAUUAUAUACAAUGAGGCUAUUUCUCGCUAUCGUUGACGUUUUUUUAUAUAUUUAUCUGCAGGGUGAAUUGCAAACUCUAUUACUUAAGUAAAUUAAUUUGUAAAGCAUCCUGUAUGGGCUAGUAUUAGGUUAAAAAGUUAAAAUGCAUAUGAUUUCGUAUCUGAUACGGAAUCGGGCAUAUUUUUUUACAGAUAAGUACUUUAUCCUUGGGAUUCCCAUAAUACAACGUUUUAACGAAUUAUUUAAAUUUUUAAACAAUGGCGUAGUAUUUUGAUAGAAUUUAAAAUGACACUUAAUUUAUUUAUAAAAAAAUCGGGUAUAAUACGUUCAAUCUAUCUUCAAAUUAAUGUCCGUUUGAUGCAUUAUACAAUAUUUAAACGUUUUUUACACUGCUAAAAAAGGUUUUUAACUCAUCGAUUUUUUAGUUCUUCUUCCAUAUUUUGUUCCUCCACCGACUAUUGUUUCAAUUUGUGGGUACAGAAAGUCGCACGGAGUGAGAUCAGGUAAAUAAGAAAGAUAGGACUAAGGUUCUUGCCUUUUUGGUCAAAACUGCCGAACACUUGGCACAGUUUGGAAUCGACUCGUUUCAUGACCAAAUUUUAAGAUACAUUUCGUUGACAGGAACUCCUCAAUCAAUGUUAAAAGUGCAUCAAUGAUUUUCCAAGAUGCUUAGGCGAAUUCAGUUGCUAUUCGUAAAGUUGUCUUUUAUUCAAAACAAUUUCUGGUAGCAUAAAAAGAGUACUACAAAAAAGUAAUUGAAGCCGAAUGCAGCUUCUAACAAUAACUACGGGUGGUACACAGAUAUAUAUGCAUUCACACAACACACUCCUAGCUAAAAAUGUCGGUUAUGCAAGCAGUCUACUCUCCUGAAAAUUAUUCCUGGUUUUUUAUUUUUCCUGUUACCAUUAAAUUUAAAUUAAAAAAUAAUGUGGAUGCAUUGCUGGAUUUCAGUAUGUUUAGAAGCGGUUUUUAAAAAAUAGUAAAUAAUUCUCACAAAAUUAUGAAAAGUAGUAUGGGUAAUAGGUGGUACAAUUCUAUUAGCUUUGGCUAUGAAUGUUUUUUUUAUAAUAUAAUUUUAUAUCCUGUUUGUACACCUAAUUCCUUUCGCAAUUCGCCCUUUUCAAUUUCUCGACAAUUCGUGCAAUUCUUUUGGAAUUCCUGUACUUCCUUGGCAACUCCCCACAAUUCCUUAAAUUCCUUUAAACAUAUAAAUUCGACGCUUGUACUCCUAAUUCUCUCUGCUGUUUUCCACUCUAUUUUUUUGGUUUGAAUAAUUUUUUAACAUUCCAUCUUAUUCCAAGCUACUGAAGUGAUCGUAGCGGAAUCAAAAAAUAUCU